AUGGGGGUUUUGGUUUUGAGACUUAUCUUAAUAUACUCAUUCUUUAGCACACUAGUCUACUGUGGGAGCUCAUUGCCAGGAAAUGAGACAGAUAGGUUGGCAUUGCAAGCCAUGAAAGCUCAAAUACUGCAAGACCCCCAUAGGGUCUUGAGCUCAUGGAAAGACUUCAUUCACUUUUGCCUAUGGCAGGGUGUCAACUGCAGUCUACAGCAUCAUCAGAGGGUCAUUCGGCUAGAUCUACAGUCUCAAAAUUUAGUGGGAACCAUAUCCCCACACAUAGGCAAUCUAAGCUUCUUAAGGGAACUACAUCUCCAAAACAACAGCUUCAGUCAUGAAAUCCCUCCGGAAAUCGGGCAUUUACGCAGAUUGCAGGUACUUCGUCUAGACCAUAACUCACUUAGUGGCUCUCUUCCUGUCAAUGUUUCUAAUUGCCUCAGCCUCAUCAAUCUUAAUGUUGGCUACAACAACUUGGUGGGUAAAAUAUCGCCAGAAAUCAGCACCUUGUCGAAGCUUCAAAGCCUUGUUCUGCAAGCUAAUAACUUAACAGGAGAAAUCCCUCCUUCCCUUGGUAAUCUUUCAUAUCUGAUGAUACUUGGUGCAAAUGAUAACAACUUGAAAGGAAGCAUUCCUAGUUCUUUAGGUCAAUUGAGAAAUUUAACUAAUAUUUCAUUGGCCUCAAAUACGUUGUCUGGUAGUGUCCCUCCCUCCAUCUACAACCUCUCUGCUCUCAUUGCUUUUUCCUUGUCACAAAACCAAAUUCAAGGGAGCAUUCUCUCCGACUUAGGAAACACUCUUCCUAAUCUCCAAUACUUUCACAUUUAUGGGAACCAAUUUACUGGGUCCAUUCCUAUGUCAAUAUCCAAUGCCACAAGUCUAGUGGAAUUGGAUAUUUCAGAGAACAAACUAACUGGGCAGGUGCCAAAUUUGCAGAACCUGGUUAACUUAGAAUUAUUGAGCAUGGGGAAUAACAACUUCAAAGGCCAUAUCCCCAACGACAUUGUGAAACUUUCAAGGCUUAGGAGAUUGAGUCUUCAAAACAAUGCAUUAUCAGGAGAACUUCCCACUAGCCUUGGUAGCUGUUUGAGCUUAGAAGUCCUACACUUGCAAGGCAACUUGUUCAAGGGGCCUAUUCCUUCUUCUAUGAUUUCACUGAAACGGAUUCGAGAUUUGGAUCUUUCUUGCAACAAUCUGUGGGGUGAAAUUCCACGAUUUUUACAGGGGUUUUCGUUCUUGAAAAAUCUGAACCUAUCUUACAAUGAAUUUCGGGGAGCUGUACCAGUUGAAGGUGUUUUUAACACUCUUAGUGCGACUUCAAUUGUUGGAAACACCAGGCUCUGCGGCGGCAUUGCUGAGCUUCAGCUGCCCAAAUGCAAACAUUUUAAGGAGUCCAAGGAGUCUAAGGAGUCCAAGGAGUCCAAGGGUGGAGGAUUGUCUCAUAGCUUCAUUUUAGUAAUCUCUCUAUCCGGGUUUCUAGGAAUAGCUAUCCUGCUGUCUCUUAUAUUUCUUCAUCGGCUAAGAAAGAAGAAAAGCAAAGAAACUGAAAUGACAAGUUUGGAAAACUCUAUAUUGCAAUUGUCAUACUCUGCUCUCCUAAAAGCAACUGAUGGGUUCUCUUCCAUUAAUUUGAUUGGUGUUGGAAGUUUUGGGUCUGUGUACAAAGGCCUACUUCUUGAUGAUGAUAGAGCUCAGCUUGUUGCAGUGAAAGUGCUCAACCUGUUACGCCGGGGAGCUUCUAAGAGUUUCAUAGCUGAAUGUGAGGCCUUGAGAAAUAUCAGGCAUCGAAAUCUUGUCAAGAUUUUAACUGUAUGUUCGAGUGUUGAUUUUCGUGGCAACGAUUUCAAGGCCCUGGUUUACGAGUUCAUGGACAAUGGGAGCUUAGAGGAGUGGUUGCAUCCAACUACUCCAACAGAGGAGGUAAGAGAUGCACCUAAGAACUUAAAUCUUGCUCAGAGGCUAGACAUUGCCAUUGAUGUUGCUUGUGCUCUGGAUUAUCUUCAUAACCAUUGUGGAACACCAAUAGUUCAUUGCGAUCUCAAGCCAAGCAAUGUUCUUUUGGACGACGGAUUGACCGGACAUGUAUCUGACUUCGGACUAGCAAGAUUUCUCCCUAAAGAAACUAGUAACGUUUCUGCAAAUCAAAUAAGUUCCACUGGCAUAAGAGGAUCAGUUGGUUAUGUAGCUCCAGAGUAUGGCAUGGGAAGUAAGGUGACGACAUAUGGGGAUGUCUACAGCUUUGGCAUUCUCUUGCUAGAGAUGUUUACAGGCAAGAGACCCACUGACCACAUGUUUAGUGAAGGCUUGAACCUUCAUAAUUUUGUCAAGGUGGCUUUUCCUGAGAGAGUUACAGAAAUUGCAGAUCCACUACUUCUUCAAGGAGAUCACACCGGAAGGAGAACCAAUGACACUCAAAAAAAGCUGAAGUGCUUGUGUUCGAUCUUUCAAAUUGGAAUUGCUUGUUCUGUUGAAUCCCCAAGAGACCGAAAGGGUAUUAGUCAUGUUGCCUCUGAAUUGCAAUCCCUUAGGGACAUUCUUCUUAGGUAGGCCUGUAAACUUUCCCUGCUCUCUUGUGAAGGCUUUAGAGGUUAUCUAAAUCUCAUACAUCAAGAAAAGAAUCUAUGGUGACAAAUAGUGCUUUGACUUACAGAAUGGUGAUCUCAUGUUCGAAUCCAUGUGUCACCUCGCUUGUAUUUAAAAAGUAAUAAUC
Prunus mume (Japanese apricot) is the source of this 2704-nucleotide messenger RNA. RefSeq lists its product as uncharacterized. Gene Ontology annotation, molecular function: protein binding; protein kinase activity; ATP binding. Gene Ontology annotation, biological process: protein phosphorylation. Lineage: Eukaryota; Viridiplantae; Streptophyta; Magnoliopsida; Rosales; Rosaceae. The record is from RefSeq and is a predicted model, not a curated record.